Molecule: messenger RNA, 2847 nt
Organism: Dromaius novaehollandiae (emu)
Lineage: Eukaryota; Metazoa; Chordata; Aves; Casuariiformes; Dromaiidae
Exons: 19
Coding region: 1140-2507 (455 amino acids)
Molecular function (GO): lipid binding
Source: RefSeq, a predicted model, not a curated record
AUCCUUGAGGGGUGUGUGGGGGGUUGUUUUUUGUUUUGUUUUUUGCUUUUUUCCUUUCCUUUUUUCCUCUUUGACAACAUCCUCCUAUGGAUAAGGCUGGGAUCUACUUCUCACAAGGGGAAGAUUUUUAGCAAAUUGGUGUGAAAACCUAAUGAGGUUUUCAGGCUGUAUUGGUGACACAGACUAUUCUCAAUUUGUAUAGUAGUGCAAGAAAUACAGGGAAUGAUGAUAUGGGCCUAACACAGUUGAUAGGAUAACUUGCAUGCCUAGAACUUUAAUUCAAGGUAGUAGCUUUUUGGCAAAGCACAGGUUGAGAUGAAAAAAGAAUAAUGUUGCUUCAUGUGUGUGAGCCUUAGGUCAAGUAUAUCCCUUUCAGAGUUGGGGGAAUGUAAAAACUGUGUAAAAGGACUUAAGGUGGAAAAAGAACAAGCGCUCUGGCAAAAUUCCAGCAUAGUAGAUCAGCAAAUCAGUGGGGUUUGGUGGUUGGAAUCUUGUGAACAACUGGAAAAAUCUACCAAACUACAGGAUUUUAUUAUUACAGGGAAUGCAAGCUGCCCAGGUACCUGAGAAAAAGGAAAGUGCAGCAGGGCGCAUGUGGAUUGUUAGCAGGAGAGCUGAAGAAUUUACUGAUCUUCUGAUGCAGAAAGCAGAGAAAGCAACAAGACAAAGAUGUUGCAGAUCCAGUUCUGGUCAACGAAUGUGAAAUGGCAAGCAGCUUGGAUUAGAGUAUGGAAUACUGAAGCUGACGGUCCUUAGGACAGAGGCAACAAAAAUACAAACCAUGGCUUUGCAGAAGGGAGGCCUCAGACUCGGUUGGCUACGAGGUUUUCAGACGGAGGUCAAAGGCUGUCUUCCACAGACAUCUCCCAUGCCUGACAAGUGGAAGAUAGGAUUGCUUCUGAGUACUUACAGAAAUUGGCAAAAGGAUUUCAGGAAGAAUAGCUGGACUAUGUGCUACAGGAAUUCAGAAGCAAGGAUAACACGCUGAAAAGCAAAUCUCACCUGCUCUUUAAGAUGCCUAUGGAAGUAAUCCCAGGCUUGACCAGACCAAUCGAGGACUACAUCAAAAGAUGCGGGUGUCGGAGCAACUUGCUGAGUAUAGCAUCUACUGAUCGAACUAUUGGUUGUUAAGACUGAAGAUGCUAAAGGUGUUAGGCUUUGUCCUGUGUGGUCUGCUGAUGUCAUUGCAAAGUUCAAAUGCAGAAAGCACCAUCAUCUCUCAAGAAGCAUAUGAGAAGGCCUGUGAAGAUUCAACAAAUAGCCUUUUUGAGUCUGAAAUGAGCAAAUUCACGUUCCCAGAAUUAAAAGUGGAUUCAAUAACUAUCAAAGGGCUGUACAUCAUGAAUGUUACAAUUCUUCCAAUAAAGGCCAAGUGCAUCCCUGGAGCUGGGGUCAAGGUGUACUUUUCCACUCUUCUGAGUAUCUUUGGUACUUGUGGAAAUGUCCUUGUGCCUGGCGUGGUCACUGUCACUGUGAGGUUAAACUGCAGCGCACUGGUUCUGCUGGAAGGCUACUCGCCAGACAACAGCUCUGUUGGUGUCAGGGACUACACAUGUGACGCGAGUCUGAUAGAUGUCGAAAUAAGCUUGAGCAAUGUUGACUUAAGCGUGGAAGCAACGUUGAGAAACAACAUCCUGUUUGAGUUAAAAAACAAGACACCUAAAAUACUUUCAAGUUGCUUUUCCAUUGGGCACAGGAAGCUGCUGCAUCGUAUAAAUUCUGUAAUUGCAUUUGAGACAGGGAAAAUCAUAUAUGUGCCCAAGCCCCCCAAAGUACAUAACUACUCCAUUGAAAUACCUCUGCAGACUCAAUAUGAGACCAGUGAUGGGAAGAGAAUUCCCAUUCCAUCUCUGCCAGCCAGCCCUGAGGUGAUGCUGGCAGCAAAUGGCACAACUGAAACCAUUGGGGAGAAUACGUUUACCACUAUCCUCUCCCGCAUAGUCUUUGAGAAACCCAAGACCAUCCCUUGCACCCCUGAAACAUUCCCAGAGACUCGUGCUCUUGAGGCGGCCCUCAACGAUACAGUUGUGUCUAAGUGCCCGGCGUGCUCAUCGUCCCCUUUCUCGCUCGUCGUCAUUGUUGAAGUGGUCACGCCUUUGAAGGUCCAUCUGGAUGUGAACUUGUGCACCAUGAAUAUUUCUCUUAACCUGGAGAUAAUGAGUAAAAAAGGAAAUGAGAGCUUGCUGGUUCUUGCUCUCCUGGAGGCUAAACUCGAUUUGGCAGCCACUCUUCACGUCACUGAAGGGGAAGUGCAGUUCAGCGUGGCCCUUGACAGCCUGGCUCUCUCGCUGGUUUCCUCAGUCAACGGCACCGCGGAUGUUAAACUACUUCAGAAACCCUUGAGAGCUUUUGUUCAAGAAGUUAUAAUAAAUGAAAUCAAUUCGUAUCUCAAAAUUGGAAAAAUCCCAAUACUUAGGAUCCCAGGACUGACGUACACAGCUGUCGACUGCCGCGCUGCACAGCGCUGUAUUGUGUGCCAUAACUACCACAAGAAAAAGAAAAACUGACGUACAGGAUGAGUUGCUUGCUGUCGCGUCUCUUACACUGAACAGCAAAGACAGAGACCGUCAUGAGUGAAGAUAUUUUAAUUCAUAUAAUUCUUUAUUCUAAAACGUUGAUUACUUUUUUUUAAUGGGGGAAAAACUCCUACAUCUGCUUUAGAAUUACAGUUAAGGAAGUACAGAGGAUCCAAACAGUCUCUUUGUUAAAAAUACAUUCUACUAGAAGUGCUGUUUUCCGAAAUCAAUGAUGUGUUUGGUUAUAUGCUUCAAGGGAAAGUUUGGGACAUUGGUUACUGUUCUUGCUUUCUUUUGGCUGCUCUAAAUAAAUGGCUGUACUUUGCCAGCA